AUUGUUUGAACCAAAGGAUUGUAAAAUCAUAUCGAAAAAGUUGGUAGUAGAGUAUUUUAUACUGAAGUCAUAAUUUAAUUGUGGUUCAACCGUUUCAUAUUGUUAAAUAUCACCUAUUGAUUUAGCCUAUGAUGUGAAGUUUCAUGGUCGAACCGCCGGUAUGUACGGUCUUUCAUUACAAACUUUAAAUAAAAAACACUGAAAUAUUGACAUUAUCAAAUACCCCUUAAAUCUCGGAAAUUAUAAUAAUCGUAUUAAAGAAAAAAUCUUCCAAAUGACAAUAGUGAUUUAGGAUUUUAAAUUGAAAUAGAAAAAAUAUGUCAAAUAUAAUGUCAUCUCCUAAAAUAAAUCCAAACUCAACAUAGUAAGACUAAGAAUAUCCACUAAUCAAAGCAGAAUGACAAUUAUUUCACACUACCACAUUUUCCUCAUCUUUUAAAUGUGUCAUCUCACUCUUUAUUUGUCUUCUUCUUUGUUUUUCCAUUUGUUCUUCCAUCUCUCUCUCUCCUAGUUUUGUAUCUCACAACUCUCCCCCUUUUCCCUACUUCUUUCUUCCCACCGCUUGGAAUCGAGAGAAACCUGUAAACAACCCAAUUACUUCUCCAAUUUUGCGUUUGAAAUGCUUCUUCUCCAUUCAUAGUCGAUAGUCUGAAUCAGAGCACCUGAAACUUAACGAAUAGAUCGCCGCUUAUUCAUAGAUGGAGAAAAAUAGCUUGAUAGCUAGGGGUGGGCAUUGGGUGGGUCGGGUGGAUUUUGACCAUAAAAUGCACCCACCCGCGCUUAAACGGAUUGAUAAUUUUUAACCUACCACCCACCCACAUUUAGUCUCGGUUUGGGUCGGGCGGAUGGUGGAUGAUGCGGGUGGGUUUGUGGGUUCACCCACAUCACAAUGUAUAUAAUAUAAAGGAGUCAACUUGACAUGAUAAUAGGUGAAGAGAAUCAUCGAGGGAAACAAAAAGUUGAAAUAGGGCGAAAAAUGUCGAAUUAGUUCUUAAAUUGGAUAGAAAUUCUAUUAUGAAAGAGUUUUCUACAAAUUGAGACGAUUAUUAGGUGCAAGGAACUAAGGAAAAUAAUUCCACAAAGGAAAGAGCGGUGAUCUAGGCACAAGAAUUAGAUGAAAAAGUAAAGGGAAGAAGAGGGGAUCUCUAUUUGGAAGGUUGGCUUUGAGGUUCAAACUCCAGGAGUAGUCCGAGUUUAUAUCUAACAUCUCCACUCUCCUCUUUAUAGCGCCAACGACUUUGAUCUUUUUGCUGUUGGGUUGAGCGGGUCACCCGCACACUCACCCACAACCCACCCACCACCCGGCGGAUGGCUCCCAGCGCAACCCGUCACCCACCCACAGACCCACUUACUUAACAAAAUUCGGGUCAAAUGCGGGUAAGUCGGCCCAAACCGACGGAUGAUCCGCCCGCAUGCCUAGCACUAGCCAUCCCUACAUCACCCAAGUUCAACAUGGCCCAAUAAGCUGAGCUAGGCCCGGUUUCUCUUCAAUAAUCCUAUCCACAAUUCCGGAGCCCAAUUAGCAUCACCAGCUGGAGCUAACUUUUCCCCCACGUUCUUUUUGGUCCCCAAUGGACGAUGCUUUGUUUGGCCGCGCGCAACCUAAUCAAAAUCAUUGAUCUAGAAACUUCCCUCUCUGCGAACGUCUAUCUGGGUGGCUAUACAACUCCAUUGGAAUUUCUCCCGGCAAUCUUCUUCCGCUUCUCGUCCAGUCCCAGUCUGAUCGCCGCCGCCGCCGCCGUCGCCACCUAGUUCGCCGCCGUCACAAAUCGCGACGUUCAUCACCUCGCAGGUAUGCUUGUUCCUCACGUUUUUAUUGGGCGGGUAAAUGGGAUAAUUUUCAAAGUCUUGGGAGUUUGCCGUUUUUCUUACCUCCUAUGAAUCAAUCUUCUUUUUUUAUAUCUGUUUCACAUCAUUCUCCGUUCGUGUUGUAUGUGAAUUCGUCGAUUCCAGUUUUCAGGGUUUGGUUGGUCGGUUUGUUCCUUGUGAUUGGGUCUGUAAUUUGUUGCCUGAGCAUGGGGCUUUUGAGGUUCUUUCUCAAUUGAUAGAUUGGCUCAGGGUGUAAUGUACUCCCCUGUGAAUUUGUAACUGACUAGCUAGCUACAGAAGCAUCCAGAGCAGAACUGAUCGUGGGUAAGUGGGCGGCGAGUUGAGGCUCCUCUCCCCUGCUUCUGCAUUGCAUACAAUACAUUGAAGCACCAUUGAGCGACCUUCUUUGCAUUCAUUUGUUUUGGUUAGUAUUUACUAGUUAACCCUAGAAUUAAUACUAUUAGGUUAAAUUUUCUCUUUGAUGAAUAUCAGGUAAACAUUUUCAUUCUCAAUGUAUUUCAUUAAAUCUGGUUUUAUGUGAUCUAACUGUUAGUUUCCGUAUGAUCCAUCGGACUUGUUUGAGGUGACUGUUGUGUGAAUUGUCGAUAGUGCACCCUCAUGAUUGCAAUUUGAUUGAUAUGGUGUGUUUGGUUCAUUUUGAGCUGGCGUUUUCUUCACGUGUUUCUUUGUUGGAAAGAUAUUUUGCUUGUUUUCAUGCACCUGGAUCUGCAGGCAAGUUGCUCCGUUGUUGAAUUGGGGAUAAAUUGCUUACAUCAUCUUGCAUUGUGAUGUUGUUGCAGGUCUGAAAAUUUGACAUUACCUUCUUACACCGCAUAUCUCACUGGGACCGUGCUUCUUCCUCAUAGACAAUGGCUGGCAGAGUAAUUGUGAAUUUGAUUGUGAUGAGCUCUGGAGUGUUAGCAAGGGCCUUUUCUCAGGCAUAUCGUCAAGCGCUUCAAAAUGCUUCGAGGAACGGUGUUGCACAUGAAACAAUACAUAACAUGAAGAAAGUCAGUAAGACGAUGACCGAGUCUGAGGCUAAGCAGAUUCUUGGAGUUUCUGAAAAUGCACCGUGGGAGGAGAUUCUAAAGAAAUACGAUUCCUUGUUUGAGAACAAUGCUAAGAACGGCAGCUUCUACCUGCAAUCCAAGGUCUUCCGAGCUAAAGAACGCCUGGAAAGUGCAGCCAAGAAGGGCACCGAAGGAAUAACUGGGCUGAACAUUUAACGUUCUCGUCUCUUCUCCCAACUGCAGAGGUGCACAUAUUAGAAGUCAGCAGGUGCGUGUUAGUUCGAUGUUUCACUGUAAUGCGUGUCGAAGCAUGUAGUCCAAAAAGACGAACUGGAAUUCCAGGUCUGCAAAUUUUAUAUAGAAUUUUUUAAGAAUAAACAGAAAGCAAUUGUGGAUGUAAAAUGUCAUGCAGUCAUUUUCAUAGUUCAUUUACUCGUUGUGUUAUAGUUGAACCCUUGACGUGAGAGUAUUUGAGUUCGGUCGUGAAGGGUAGUUUUCCGACAGCUCCUCCCUGGCUGGCGUUCGCUAGGGCCACCAGGCUGGUUCAAUCCCCACCAACAGUCCAACAUCAUUAGAAAAGACAAUUUCAACCUGGUGCAGUUGCAGCAAUACACAGUUGUAAGUUCCUAAAAAAAAAAAAAAAACACACACACACAGUUGAAAGUUCCUUUUAAAAAAUACAGUUGUAAGUUGUAACAGACGACAUUUUCUCCCUAGAACGGAAAUAUUGAAUAUCAUGCCCUAAAUUGUAAACUGUUUAACAGCACAUAACGGGUCAACCACGUUUUUUUAGUACAAAAUACCCUAGGCUUACACUAAACUUUUCCGGUGUCUUUCUUAUAAUAGAUCAUUAUUACAGAUUUUGAUUCCUUUGUGGCUUCUUUCGUAUGCUGAUUCAUUUAUGCUGUUUUCUGAUUUCGUAGAAAGGAAAUAGGAGGGUAGAGGAUAAAUGGAUAAAUUACUAUCAUGGACUUUAAAACCUCACCCAAAACUCGCAUUAAGAAUUGUAGUUUGCAAGUUCAUAGGAUUUAUGAAUUUGGACCCUUAAAGUACAUGCAACUUCAGAAAUUUGAUACCUCUAACUGCAUGAAGCAAGCAAUAGACUUCGUUCAAACUGCAAGAGGAAUAAGAUUCGUUCAUAAAAUUCUUUAAGCAAACUUGUCCUUAAUAUUUUAUUUAGGGUUGUUAGUCGUUGUUGUUCGAUUAUAACAGUAACCGUUUAGUCGGUUGUCGAUUAACUUUUAAACAAUUUGUGCUUAUUGUUAACUGUCCCGUCUACACUAAUCGAUUAACCUUAACUGUAUUGUCGAUCAUCAAUCAUUUUUUCGGUUAACUGCUAGCCGUUAAGCAAGUGAUUCAGUAAGGUUAGAUCAAAAUAAUCGAUCGGUAAUCUAACCAAUAGAAGACCUCCUUUUUCAAUUGUGCAUUUUUGUAAUAUUUUUUCACACAUAUAUAUGUUUUCUCUUUUUAAGUUUUUAUCAUUGAAUAAAAAAUAAUUUAACAU
Linum trigynum is the source of this 4323-nucleotide messenger RNA. The record is from the annotation of a GenBank genome assembly. Lineage: Eukaryota; Viridiplantae; Streptophyta; Magnoliopsida; Malpighiales; Linaceae.